Eriocheir sinensis (Chinese mitten crab) is the source of this 2869-nucleotide messenger RNA. RefSeq names its product eukaryotic translation initiation factor 2-alpha kinase 1-like. Gene Ontology annotation, biological process: protein phosphorylation. Gene Ontology annotation, molecular function: ATP binding; protein kinase activity. The coding region runs from base 64 to 2463 and encodes 799 amino acids. NCBI's taxonomy places the organism in Eukaryota, Metazoa, Arthropoda, Malacostraca, Decapoda, Varunidae. The record is from RefSeq and is a predicted model, not a curated record. The transcript has 11 exons.
GUGGGUAAGGAGGGCGCCAUUUCCUUGCCCUCACGUCAGUAGUUACCCAGCAAGCAUAGAAGGAUGUACUCACUCUCGUCUCCAGGAAUAUAUUGUUCAAGAAACACCCACUCCUCUGGCCCUGCCCCCUCCACCCGCCCCUUCAUGGAUUGGAGGUCCUUAGCGCGGGUGCAACAACUCCUGCAGGACGCCGCGCCCAGCCAGAGGGAAAAACUCUUCUGGGACGUGUACACCCAGCUAGCCGAGUACUUUGGUCAGCCCCACUUGCCGCUGCAGAACCGAGACACCUACCGCAGCCUGGCCAGGCUGUCACCGAGUCCUUGGAACCAGGUAACUCUCUGCAACCGGACCUUAAGCAACAGGUACGAGGAGGAGUUUGAGGAGGUGAUGGUGCUCGGCGACGGAGGGUUCGGACACGUGGUGAAGGCGCGAAACAGACUGGACGGCUGUUGCUACGCUAUAAAGAUAAUUGACAUGGAGGACAAGGGCAACGUAUCCCCCGACCAGAGCCUACAGGAGGUGCGCGCCCUGGCCAAGCUGAACAACCCACGAGUGGUGCGCUACCACAAUGCCUGGCUCCAGUGUGACCUGCGCGCCUGGCCUUCUGUGGGGUCAUCUUCCGGGGGGACAGCCAGUGACUCGGAGGAGGAGGAUGAAGAGGACAGCAUCAGCAGGACCUCCAGGGACAGAAGCGAUGAUGAGAAUGGUGUGGUCCCAAGCCUCCCAUCAUGUCACCAGGGGAGCCACGUGUCCGCCGAUGACAGCGUUGUAUUCCAGUCUUUAGGCAACGGGCAACAGCGCUCAGGGGGAGGGUCACCCAUGGCACUCCAACCAUACCGCCCCCGCCAGGCAGUGCCGCGCCCCAGGAAGACUCUAUACAUCCAGAUGGGGCUGUGUGGGGAGUCGCUGAAGGAGUGGCUGGACCAGAGGAACAUGAACACUGAACCCGUGGCCAAGGACAGGUGUAUGGGGAUCUUCAGGGAGUUGACGGAGGCUUUGACCUACAUCCAUGACCUGGGCCUCAUACACAGAGACGUCAAGCCAGCAAACAUCUUCUUCACCCUCGAGGGCCACCACCACCACAUCCAGCUGGGGGACUUUGGGCUGGCCAAGCAGAGCGUUCAGCCGCCCACGUCACGCCUCGGUGCCGACCUUGACCUUGUACCCGUUUUAGCGCAGUGGAACACCAGUCGCGUCGGCACCAAGCUUUAUACGGCUCCGGAGGUGGACAGGGGCAGCAACUAUGGGCAAAAGAGUGAUAUGUUUAGCGCGGGCAUCACCCUGCUGGAGCUGCUCUCGUCCUUCGCGACCAACCACCAAAGGGUUCAAGAAAUCAAGCACCUGAGGGAGGAGCGACGCCUUGACCCAGAGCUGAGACGCAGGUGGCCAGAUAUCGCCCUCUUGAUCCUCCAACUCACCGACCCUGACCCAGCCAAUCGCCCGUCAUCAAAGGAGUUACUGACCUCGCCGCUCAUUAAUCCAAAGUCUCCGGCUAACACCGCGGGCACCACCAUUGCCCCGACAACUGUACCCCCAGACCCAGGACUUUCCAAUGGGGUGCUUGCAAUGGGAGAAGCAAUCAGGAGUAUCAAGACCUAUAAUUCAGAGGUUAAUUGCGUUGAGUCGACCAAUCGCCCAUCAUCGGAGAAGCUACUGACCUCACCGCUCUUAGACCCAUUCCCACCUCCGCUGUCUCCGGCUAACACCGCGGGCACCACCAUUGCCUCGACAACUGUACCCCCAGACCCAGGACUUUCCAAUGGGGUGCUUGCAAUGGGAGAAGCAAUCAAGAGUAUCAAGACCUAUAAUUCGGAGGUUAAUUGCAUUGAGUCGACCAAUCGCCCAUCAUCAGAGGAGCUACUGACCUCACCGCUCUUAGACGCAUUCCCACCUCCGCUGUCUCCGGCUAACACCACGGGCACCACCAUUGCCCCGACAGCUGUACCCCCAGACCCAGGACUUUCCAAUGGGGUGCUUGCAAUGGGAGGUGCAAUCGGGGGUGUCGAGACCUAUAAUUCGGAGGUUAAUUGCGUUGAGUUGACCAAUCGCCCAUCAUCAGAGGAGCUACUGACCUCACCGCUCUUAGACACAUUCCCACCACCGCUGUCUCCGGCUAACACCGCGGGCACCACCAUUGCUUCGACAACUGUACCCCCAGACCCAGGACUUUCCAAUGGGGUGCUUGCAAUGGGAGGUGCAAUCAGGGGCGUCAAGACCAAUCGCUCGGAGGUUAAUCACGUUGGAACAUUAAAUACGAACCCGGUUAUGAGGUCGUUAGAAGUCAGUUACGUCACCGAAAGUUCCAGCGUGAUUAAUACGACUCGGCGCCAAAUCUCGGAUGCUGAAGAGAACGUCAUUCUGAGGGAGGAAAAUUCAAGGCUGAAGAGAGAGUUGGCGGAGCUCGAGCGCAAACUUCAACAUCUUGGUGUCUCCAAUUCCGCUCCACCAACACUCGACAAGUAGCGAAAGGAAAUGCGCUUUAAUGUAAACCCAACAUAUGUAUACCAGUUUACUUUUUUUGCUUUUUCACGCUUGCUUUUAAAGACAUGUAACCAAAUAGUUUAGAGCAUUUCCCGAGGCUAGAGCUAAACCUGCCCUCACACACACACCAUUAUAACCACCUAAUUACGACUUAAAACCACAGAAACCCAGCUAGGCAUACACAGCAAUUUGAUAUUUUACUAUAACAAUUGUUUCUAAAAGUCGCACACACACACACACACACACACACACACACACACACCAACAUGACAAUUCACUUUUUUACGCUUGUUUUUGAAGAUGUAACCAGUGUAGAGUAUUUUCCGAACCAAGAACUCGGCCUACUCACACACACACACACACACACACACACACACACACACCAACA